This is a messenger RNA of Brassica napus (rape), 3487 nucleotides long. RefSeq lists its product as uncharacterized. The coding region runs from base 1426 to 3387 and encodes 653 amino acids. The record is from RefSeq and is a predicted model, not a curated record. The transcript is spliced from 2 exons. Lineage: Eukaryota; Viridiplantae; Streptophyta; Magnoliopsida; Brassicales; Brassicaceae.
ACAGAUUUAAUAUUAUCCUUUUUAAUGAGCUUUUGUUUUCUCCUUCUCUCGUCAUCAUCGCGCGCCUCUUGUAACUUUUAGAUAUGUCUCUCGACGACAUGAUCGCCAAGAUCAAAGGGAACUGCUGAAGUGGUUUUCUCUCGGCGUGGUGAUGCGACUGCAGCUGUGAAGAAGUACAACGACGUUCAGCUCGAUGGAAAGCCCAUGAAGAUUGAGAUUGUGGGCAACAAUCUUCAAACCGCUUCUGCCACGACUGGUAGACCCGGGACCGGGAGUAAAAACUUCAGUGUGGGGGAUCAAAUUUAUACACUGGUCAUUAUGUGUUGUUAUAUGUAAAAGCUUCGUUGGUCUUGUGAGGUAUAUUGAAAUUAUGUUUGGUUAGCAGAGGAGGACAAGGGAGAGGUGGUCAACAACGUGGUACUGGUGGUCGUGGCAAGGGCCCAGCAGAGAAGAUAUCUGCUGAAGAUCUUGAUGCGGAUCUUGAUAAGUACCACGCAGCAGAUAUGGAGACUAACUGAGGAAGAGAAGCUACAAAACGUUUUGCCAAAAGCCUUCAUGGCCUUGUGUUGUUGAUUUUGUUUUACUAGAAUUUGCGAAUGUGUACUAGAUUAUGAGAUUGUUGUUUUAUCUUAAUACCCUCGAGUAAAAAGGCAGAGGAAGAAAAACGGGUUUCAUCUUCAGAAGCAUGUGCAGGCAAAAGGGCUUUCACGAGUUACGUUUUGUUACAAACUUACCGACUGAUCAUGAGGAUUAAGUUGUAUACAGAAGAGAUUGAUGUUUUUUUCUUUUUCAUUAAAAGGAUUCCUGGUAAAAAAAAAAUACACCAUCCUCUACAGCAAAAUGUAUUGUGUACAAUAACUAGAAUAUCAUUUCAAAUAUAUAUUCUUUCCUUAAUUGUUACUUUUUUUAUUCACUAACGUUUUCUGUACUUUCUCAUUUUCCUCUCUGCAAAGUAAUACCCUUAAGCACAUUGUUCAAGGGUUAAACUCAAAAAGAGAGCGCGAAUCUGAGAGAAAAGCAUUUUGUUUUAUUGUUGUUGGAAGAAAGCAUUUUUGCUUUGUUUGAUGGGAAACACAAUACGACUUAUUCUAUAUCUCUCUAUAAAGUAAUAACAAAAAUAAUUGUUCAAGAUUUAUUUGCGAAAUGGACAUCACCUAUAUUUGAAAAAGAAAACAAAAAAGAGAGUAAAUUUUAUUUUCAAAGGAAACAAAGAAUCAAAACCUUUAUUCGUUCAUCAAUAUAACAAAUCGUGUUUCGAUGAAAAUACUCGAUUCUUUGUUUCUUUGAAAAGAUAAAAGGUUAUUUUGCAAAUAACUCGUAUAUUGUUAUUAGUUUACAAAGGCAUAUAUAAUACCGUCUUCUCGUUCCAAUUCUGCAUCCAAUCAAACAAACCUCUUAAACUCACUCACAUACACCAAUCAACGCAUGGAUACAAUAACAUCAACAACAAUGUAUAAACCCUCCUUUCACGAUCAUCCUCUUUUCCUUUCACCUCGGUUUGUUUUCAGUUAUUGCUACGGAUGCAAAACAAGAGGAACCAUUUAUGGUGGCUACUAUUGCAAUGAUCCUAAUUGUUACGCUUGGUUCUUCCAUAAGAAGUGCGCUGAAGCCCCAUUGCAAAUCAACCACCCUUCUCACCCCCAACAUCUUCUCCUACUCACAAAGCAAUUGGGAGUUGGUGUAUGUGAAUUGUGUGGAGAAAGUAUUCACACUCCAUUUUAUAGUUGUUCCACAUGCGAAUUCAAAGUGAAUCUGAAUUGUGGGAUGAAACCACCACCAUCUGGUAUCGAACAUCCGCUAUGCCAUGACCAUCCACUUGUUUUAUUGAAGGAAGGAAAAAAAUUUUUCCGUUGUGAGGUAUGCAAGAAAUUUUUUUAUACAACACCAUAUUUAUGUCAUGAAUGCAAUCUCUACUUCCAUUUGGACUGCGUCAAUCUUUCAAAAGAGGUAAAUCAUCCUUGUCACUCUAAUCAUCCUAUAAAACUUUUUGCAUCUGAAAAUCUUAUGGGUGAUGCCGAAAAGAUUUGUUUUUCGUGUGAAAAACAAUCAGAAAAAUUGCUUUAUCAUUGUCCCACUUGCAACUUCAGCAUAUGCCUUGUUUGUACUAGAAACCCACCACCCCUUGUAAUUGACCAUACAAGGACCCACGUGCAUCCACUUACUCUUCUUUCGAGAACAAUGUCAUUUACUUGUGAUGUUUGUGGGGAAGAUGGAAAAGGGGGGCCUUAUGUAUGUCUUCAGUGUGCUUUUCUCACCCAUGGAGAGUGUAUCGACUUACCUCGUAUUAUCAGCAUCAAUCGCCAUGAGCAUCGCAUUUCUUUCACUCCUCAUCUUGGUGCUGGAUACUCGAAAUGUGGAGUUUGUCGCAAAAGUUUAAAUCAGUACCAUGGAGCUUAUUCUUGCUCUGUUUGUCAAAAAUAUGCAACUCAUUGUAGAUGUGCGCUAAGGAAUGACUUAUGGGAUCAUGUAGACUUGGAAGGUAUCCCAAAUCAUGAUGCCGAAUAUAUUGCACCAUUCAAAAAGGUGGGUGAUGACUUGAUAAUUCAUUUUAGUCAUGAAAAACAUCCUUUAAAAUUCUACAAGAAGAACAAGAUCCUUUAUGAUAAGUGGCUACAAUGUGAAGCAUGUAUGUAUCCAUUUGUAUUUGAAUCCAUCUAUGGUUGUGAGGAAUGUAGAUUUUUUCUUCAUGAUAGAUGUGCGAAUCUCCCUACGAAGAAAAAAAUUGCCUUCUCUCGCAAACCACACUCGUUGGAAGUUACUAACAAAGUUGUAACCGCAUGUAGAGAGUGUAGAGUAUUAUUUGAUGGUUUCAAUUACACAUUUCAUGGUGAUUGGAGAGUAGAUGUACAUUGCGGUUCUCUUUGUGAGCCGUUUAUCCAUGAUGGCCAUUUACAUCCCCUAUAUUUUUAUAAAAGAUGGGGUUCAAGUUGUGUUGCAUGUGAGGACAUUUUACAUGGCCGCUAUAUGAUGUGUUGUGAUGCUUGUGGCUUUGAUUUAUGUUUGUAUUGUGCUAGUUUGCCUACAAAGAUGUGGCACAAGAACGAUGAUCACCCUAUCACUUUACAUUGCGGUGUAAAGCUGAGCGAAAAAAGUUGUUGCGAAAUUUGUGAGAGGGAGUUAGAUCAAUGUAAAUGGUUCUACACAUGCUUUGACUGCGGAGUCACAUUUCAUACACGAUGUGUACGUGGAGAAUUCUCACGCCUGAAGCCAGAAAAGCUCAUUUUCUAUGAAGAAAAAGAAUUUGAGGUGGUUCGUAAUAAUAACAGCACUAGGCCAUUAUGCAGCCAGUGUCACUCUAGAUGCAAGGUCUCCGUCGUCCUAAAGGCUUGUGAUGGGGAUAAUGGAUACAUCUGUUCCCAUUUAUGUUUAACUAACUAUUUGGCUUAAUUGUGUGUGUGUGAAAACUGUAAAAAAUUGUAAUUAUGUUUCAUGGUUGUAUUAUUGCCAUUUGCUUUCACUAUCAAAUUUGACAAAUCUUAUUUCCAAA